AUGACUCAUUCUGUAACAGCCAGCUUUUCCAUUCCACUCAUUUUGCUUCCUUCGUUAGCUGUUUCAACUGGACAAGAGUCAAUAACCGAGACGGCAUCCACGUGGCGUAAACGUCGCGGUGGUGGCGUGACGGCCACAACUGCUCCAACAAUUCCACCAACCUCUAUACCUUCCACAUCAUAUCAACAACAAUUAUUAACUCGAUCGGUGGAAAAAAUGUUUGAAGAAGCGGAAUUGAGCGGUGUAUUGUUAUUGGCUGGUCGCAAAUUGAAAGAAUUUCCGGCUCAUCUCGCCCUUAAAUAUGAAAUAUCCGAUAUUAUUUCUGCUGAUCUCAGUGAUAAUCGUUUCAUACAUUUACCAUUAUGUAUCUGCGAGAUGUGUUCGAUGGAAACGUUAACGAUUCGUAAUACGGGUUUACGUUCAAUCCCUUCCGCUGUGCAAUUACUUCAGUCGCUUACUUACCUCGAUUUAAGUGGUAAUCAACUGAUGAACAUCCCAACCGCUCUCUUUUCCACACCUCUUGAAAUUCUCCUGCUAACGGGUAAUCGUUUGGAGUAUAUUCCACGAGAAAUUCGGCAACUUUCAAAUUCGUUGCGUGAAUUGGAUGCUAGUUGUAAUAAGCUGAAAUGUUUACCAGCUGAUAUUGCUUUACUAAAAUCGCUACGAGUGCUCAAUGUGCGAGAUAAUCAGCUUACUCAUUUGCCUACAGAAUUUUCACGGUUAGAACUAAGAAUAUUGGACAUAUCGCAAAAUAAACUUAGUGAAUUACCGUUUGAUUUACGGUAUAUGUGUACAUUGGUGGAUUUUCGUAUCGAUGUCAAUCCUCUCGUAGCACCACCUGCUAAACUUUGCUCAAAGGGGCGUGAACAUGCAUUUAAAUGGUUGCGAUCACAUGCUGGGCGAACGGUUGAUGGUACAACAAAAACAUACGAUCAUACAUUCAAAAGACCAACCACUAUAAAUGCAACAUUAAGAAGAGGACAAAACAUAGAAAGUAUCGGCGAUGGACGACGUUUUGAAAGGCGAUCACGUAAUACUCGUUUUAAUACCGUUGGUGGUAGUGAUUCCGGUUAUGCAUCAACUGCUGAUGAGAAUCGUUAUUCCCGUGAGUUUCAACCACAAGUUGGCUGUUUAUUCAAUAUUGAUGAAACUAAUCAAUUACAUCAUCAUCACCAUCAUUAUCAUCAACAACAGCAACAACAACAAGGGCAACAACAACAGGGGCAACAACAACAAGGGCAACAACAACAAGGGCAA
Molecule: messenger RNA, 1257 nt
Organism: Acanthocheilonema viteae
Lineage: Eukaryota; Metazoa; Nematoda; Chromadorea; Rhabditida; Onchocercidae
Source: the annotation of a GenBank genome assembly